CGCGUGUGAGAUCCGAGCAAUUUUUACUCAUCCUUCAUGGUGAAGUCAUCGAGUUUCGGGGCCGCAUCGAGUCUUCGCGAAUUGCAACCCGCAAAGUUAUUCUGCUACCCAACACAGCCUUGGGCGCGUGAGGCCGGUGCAAUCUUGAGGCAUUGAAAGACUCAGAACCUUCUAGGUGUCUCAUCAAGGCUCCGCCUUGUCGUUUUCAAGUGGUUGUCUGCGAUCAACAACAGUCAUCGAUGCGUCAGUACGCCCGGUUGAUACCCAAAAUGGGUGCAGCUAGCGGAUCGGGGCGAUGCUGGCUUUUGGACCCGAACCCACGCGAGGUUGCCUCAUUCUCAACGCAAAUGGAUCAAUGGGAAGAGUGCCGACUGUGCAGAUGCAGGCGUGAAGCAGAUGGGAAUGAGGCGGUAAGAAACGAGGCACUGGAGUGGUGGAAGACGAUGACAGUGAUGCCCGAAGCCAGCGCCAAGGCUAAUGUAAAGCUGGAAUGCGCUGGCACUCGCUCACUCGCUCGUUCCACUCAACACCACGGCCAAGGCCAGCAGAGGAACCUUGGAACCUGUGCAUGCUGAAGGAGUGUCCCAGCGUAAGGACCCAUCAUCAAGCCCAGACCACGGCCGCACAGAGACCUGCUAGGCACUCCCGGUGCCGCCAGUGCGAUGUGAAGAGUGCAAACUGGUGGAUGGAUGGACGAUUCCUCCGGAUAAGAUAUCGUGACAAACAGGCUCAGAAGGCCUUGAUCCCCUGACCACCGUCCCUAAUGGAUUCGAGCUCAUUUGCUUCAUGCACGUUGCCGCACCACGGGACAGACUCGACACAAAGUCACUUUCCUCCCCUUUCGUGGGUCUUUGUUACAAGGUUGACUGCAGGACGGGAUUGAAGGGUGAUGGGUGUCAUCUGCACUCGAGUGGACGGCAGCACAACAUAGACACGAGUCACAUUUGUUUGUGUCAUGUCAGCUUUUGGACGAGAAGCUUUGUGAGCCAAUCGAGGUCUCAAAAGGAAGUGUUUCAUGGGCAUACACUCCCGUACGAGGUCUUAGGGCACCCUACGAAAGACAUUUGGGAGGGACAUCCGGUGGUGUGUCCUCCCGUAAGGGUCGACUUCAGCCUUUCAGCUUCACAAGCACAACAAGGCCAGGUGGGCUGGCGAGGCCUGACAAGGCUUGGUCGUGCAUAUUCUCAGAGCGAUUGGAUCUGAUCGCCCGUGAAUUUCAGCUGGGUUUGACCGACAGACUGGAAAAUAGCCUCUUGUAAGGAGAACCAUUGGCUAGGAAGGUCGCCAAUCAGAGUCGGUUUGGUCAAGAAUUGGUCUAGAAAAGGGAGGCGAAAAUCCUCCCCAAGAGAUCUUUUGAUUUGGAUAUCUUAGAUCCCGUUGGCUCGCAAAACGGCGAGCUGAACAUAGCCGAGUGACCCGCAUGGAUCUGAGACUCUCGAGAUUGACAUAUCCAACGUAAAACUUGACAAACCCUUGACCUUGUCUGCUGGACCCCAAUCUUUACUUCGGUGGGUAUUGCUUGUGUUGAGGAAGAGAUCCCCUCUUAGCACUCACAGCCACGAGCCAACAGAAGACAGGGAGGAGUUGUCGAGUAGACACGCGUUCACAGAAGGCUGCGGAGAGGAGCUACUGGAGGCAUCGCAAGGAAGAGGCGUCAUGAACGACGGUGAUGAUGAGGGAUUGUCUGCAUGAUGCUAUUUAUGAAGGAUCGCACAAGGGUAUGGUCGCAAAAACAAGUAGAUUCGGGUAUAGCGACGGUCAAUGAUCGGAGUUGAUGUCUUGCAUUGUGUGUUCCAUUGGGCUUGAGGGAUGAAUUGCGCGAGGGCGAUGAGGUAUGACGGACAGUAAGCUUACAAUGCAUGGAAGCGGGCGCAGUCCCCGUGACUCCCUCUUGGGGGUCAAUGGAUGAUGUCGG
Messenger RNA from Cladophialophora immunda, 1915 nucleotides. RefSeq lists its product as uncharacterized. NCBI's taxonomy places the organism in Eukaryota, Fungi, Ascomycota, Eurotiomycetes, Chaetothyriales, Herpotrichiellaceae. The coding region runs from base 787 to 1203 and encodes 138 amino acids. The record is from RefSeq and is a predicted model, not a curated record. The transcript is spliced from 2 exons.